Molecule: messenger RNA, 1119 nt
Organism: Strongylus vulgaris
Lineage: Eukaryota; Metazoa; Nematoda; Chromadorea; Rhabditida; Strongylidae
Source: the annotation of a GenBank genome assembly
AUGGCAACGAAGCUGCAUAGCCCCGAUGUCCAAGACGAUGGGAUUUGGAUGACAGCUUCAAGCUUUACAAUUUUUACAAUGACAGCAGGGUUUGGCUUGUUGGAAUCGGGACGAGUAUCUUCAAAAGAUGAGGUAAAUGUCAUGGUGAAAAACGUCGUGGACGUUAUAUUCGGAGGUCUUGCUUACUGGAUGUUCGGGUACGGGUUCACAUUCGGGGAGAGAUACGUUAACCCAUUUGUUGGCGUAGGAGACUACUUUUUUGAUCCUGAGCGUGAGGAUACAUCCACUCCAGACAAGGUUCCUCCAUUCUCUUGCUAUGAAACUGCUACAGCUCCUCAUAUUAUGAAUCAGUACACCAAGGAGGGGACAAAGGGAUUAAUUCUAUGUCUUGCCCUGAUAACACGUCAUGUUCCCGGUAUUUUCAGCAGGCAUGGCAGAACGCAUUCACCUACAGUCGCAUUGUUUCGUAUCCUUCUUCAUCACCUUAGUGCACUCGGUAGCAGGCCACUGGGUUUGGCAUCGCAACGGGGUGUUCCGGUCAAUGGGUGUUGUCGAUUCGGCUGGAUGCAGUGCGGUGAGUGGGCUAGAAAAAGAGUUUCCAUUGUUAGAUCGAGGAAGAUGACUCAUGUAACUCAGGUCCAUCUCGUUGGUGGCGUCUCAGGUCUGGUGGCUACCCUUUACCUGAAACCUCGUCGGUAUCGAUUUGAGGAGAAAAGAGCUCGGCAAAUGAGCGAUCCUACGAAGGCUAUUUUGGGAUUUCUCAUGAUCUGGUGGGGUUGGCUGGCGUUCAACACCGCAUCAAACUACUCAGUCUCGCAUCACCAAUGGACCGAAGGCUCUAGAUCAGCCGUCGGAACGAUAAUGGCUUCAGCCGGUGGCGGAAUGAUGACGGUGCUCAUUUCACGCUGUACAACGAAGAAAAUACAAGUUGAUAUGGUGAUCGACGGAAUGCUCGCUUCUCUAGUGUCGAGCACAGCUGGUUGUUUAUUUUACACGCCAUGGCAAGCUACUCUAGUGGGUGCAAUAGGUUCAGCAAUGGCGGUAAUGAUUUAUCCUUUGCUAGAAAAGGCAAAAAUUGAUGAUCCCGUGGGAGUGGUGCCGGUACAUGUGGUAGGUUCG